This is a messenger RNA of Diaporthe batatas, 1461 nucleotides long. RefSeq lists its product as uncharacterized. NCBI's taxonomy places the organism in Eukaryota, Fungi, Ascomycota, Sordariomycetes, Diaporthales, Diaporthaceae. Bases 1 to 1461 code for a protein of 486 amino acids. The transcript has 2 exons. The record is from RefSeq and is a predicted model, not a curated record.
AUGGGACGUGCAUGCGUGGAUCAGGCCCGGGGAGACACUCGCUCACCAGACCCCAUAUCCAGAGCUAGACCCGGCAGCGGAGGCUCCACCACCACCACCACCUCCUCCUCCACCACCACCUUCACCACCCACGGAUUCUUCCAGGGAUUGCAUAUAAUCGACACCCCCCCUGCCCCUACCCACCCCUCCCACCUGGAACCCACUCGGACUACCAGGACCCCUGGGCCUGGAACACCACGUUCAACAUAUAUCAACGCCCUCUCCUCCUCCCAGACCUCGUCUUCCUACCCACCUUCACCCGCAUCUCAACCUCAAGCCUCGCCGUUUCCACCUCUACCUGAGCACAUCCCGCCUCAAGCCUGGCUCAACAUACCAUCACGACCUCACCCUGACGGUACUCCAAGCGUACGAGCAGAUCCCGCCUCGGAUUACUCCUUCCACUCCUCGCUCGCCCCUCAGCCAUCACCGCAGCCGGCAUCAUCAGACACUAUGAGUACUGCUGCUCUCCACUUCGACCCUGGUUUCAACCACUUCAGCAUGGGCAGCCGAUCCUCCUUUGCCUGGCCUGGUAUGUGCAGACCAGACACCACCUGGCCGCCUCCUUCUUCUGCUCGACCGGGCCAUCCAUCUAACCCUGCAGCAGACGUCGUCCUCGAGCCCACAAACGGUGGUCUUCUCCCCCAGGACAUGGGACAUUACGCACCCGAGUCCAGCCUGAGUCCCCCUAUGCACUCUCGUUCCGCAACGAGCAGCCCACCCAGGAUGAGUGCGGAGCAGCGCGAGCUCAAGAGGCAACGCGAGCAGGCACGCCGGGACUCUAAGCUCUCAGCACGCAUUCAACGGGCAGGUAGCCAAGGGUCGCAUAGCGGCUACGAGGUCGCCUCUCCACCCUCCACCCAGGGAGAGUUUGCACACACCUCUAGCAUGUCCAGCAUGCCAGUCUAUACCACAGCUCCCACCGAUAUCUCCCUCCUCACAGAGCCAACCACCUUGGCUCCGCAAAUGGUUCUGCCCUCUUACUCUCCGCCGCUCCCGUCUUCCAACCAGAUGGGCUUCCCCAGCCCAUACCAGCAGCCACAGUACAUCGACUACCCUUAUCCCCCAUCAACAGGUGCUCCCCUCUCCUCGCAUUAUGGACCCGUCUCCCACGAUCCAGCCAUGAUGUAUUCUAUCCCCCCCGUGAUGCAGACCGGCGGUACUCCUCACCAGCACGACAACCAGGGGCACGUCCGGGUCGUCCAGAGUAGGCCCAAGCCCCAAUGUUGGGAGCACGGGUGCAACGGUCGCCAAUUCUCGACCUUCAGCAACCUCCUUCGCCAUCAGCGGGAGAAGUCUGGGCAAGCCACCAAGGCAAGCUGCCCGGACUGUGGGGCCGAGUUCACCAGGACGACUGCACGGAAUGGUCACCUCCUGCACCAGAAGUGCAAGCAGAAGAGGCAGCCUUCGACGAGCUCGUCAUGA